AUGUUACAACUUUUAUUCUUCGUUCUCCUAUCACUCAUUCCCUAUGUCAUUCCCACUUCCUUCGAUAUCCGGCUCGAUCUCAAGCACGUUGAUGCUGAUUCGGGCUUGACUCGGGUCGAGCUCCUCCGACGAGCGGCGCUCCGGGGCAAGAGCAGGGCGACGAGCCUAAUACAUAACUCUACCAUCAACGCGCCGGUCCAGUCUAACGGGGCUGAGUACUUGGUCGAGUUGGCGAUCGGCUCGCCAGCUCAACCUGUCAUGCUCAUCCUUGACACUGGCAGCGAUCUCAUCUGGACUCAGUGCCAGCCCUGUCUCGAAUGCUUCAACCAGAGCCUCUCUCUCUACGCUCCCUCAAACUCGUCCACUUUCUCUAGGCUCUCUUGCUCUAGCAAGCUAUGCCGGGCCCUUUCUCUCUCUGCGUGUCACGGAUUGUGCAUGUACAUGUACGGUUACAGUGAUAAAUCUACUACCAUAGGUGUUUUGGGCGCCGAGACCUUCACCUUUGGUACCACCACUAAAAAGGUCAAAAUCCCCCGUCUCGGGUUCGGAUGUGGGAUUCUGAACCAAGGAAUAUUUUUAACCGAAUCUGGCAUAGCCGGUUUCGGCCGCGGACCCUUAUCAUUAAUCUCUCAACUAAAAAGUAAAAAGUUCUCUUACUGCUUCACUCCCAUACACGACUACAAAAGAAGCACCCUAUUUUUUGGGACGUUAGCGAAUCCAAAAAAGAUCCGAAGUGGAUCCAUCAAAACCACUCCACUAAUCAAAAACCCGCUAAGGCCAAGCUUGUACUACCUCUCUCUCAACGGAAUAACGGUCGGAAAUAAACGCUUAAAAAUACCGAAGUCGGCGUUCACUAUAAAAGAAAACGGCAAUGGUGGAGUAAUAAUAGAUUCCGGCACCGGCUUUACCCGAUUGAACCGGGUCGCGCAUGAUCAGGUAAAGUCCGCAUUUGCAUCUCAAUUAAAGCUCAGCGUCAUUAACGACUCUACAGGAACGUUUGACGUCUGUUUCUCGGUGCCGAUAUCUUCUUAUUUGAGAGUUGAAGUGCCCAAGCUUAUAUACCAUUUCGAAGGUGCGGAUAUGGACGUACCGCGGGACAAUUACGUGGUUGAUUUAGACGAAGGCGGUGGAUUAAUGUGCUUACUUGUAUCGAAAUCGAAGUCGAAUGAUGUUUCAAUAAUAGGGAAUAUACACCAGCAAAAUAUGUGGAUCGAAUAUGAUUUGGAGAAGAACGAGUUGGGGUUUGCUCCUGCCCAAUGUGAUCAGCUGUGACUCAAUUUGGUUUCUAAAUGAUAGCAUUAGCUUUAAUUUGAUAGGAAUAUAUGUGGAGCUGAUUUAUGUUUGUAUUAGUUAAGGGAAAAGGAUAUGUUAAAACUUUUUAGUGAUCUCGUACUAUUUAGAGAUUAUCUUUUAGAAAUGGUAAAAUGCUUCAUGUACGGUCCUAAAGAAGUUCGUUAUUGUUAAUGA
Molecule: messenger RNA, 1467 nt
Organism: Ananas comosus (pineapple)
Lineage: Eukaryota; Viridiplantae; Streptophyta; Magnoliopsida; Poales; Bromeliaceae
Product: aspartic proteinase nepenthesin-1-like
Exons: 1
Coding region: 1-1272 (423 amino acids)
Biological process (GO): proteolysis
Cellular component (GO): extracellular region
Molecular function (GO): aspartic-type endopeptidase activity
Source: RefSeq, a predicted model, not a curated record